AUGUCCUUGGCUCACGAAGAGUGGUAUCUUUGUCGAUUCGCAUACAAAGCAACGUACAUAACAGCCUAUGUAUUAUGCUCAGUGUCUUUGUUGACAAUGGCGGCCAUAAGCGUGGACAAACUUCUCGCCCUGUUGUCGGAGCCAAGAUACAGACAAAUUGUAACUUUAAAGCGCACCUACUUCAUGGUAGCAACCUUUUAGGUACUGCUUGGUGUCGCUGGUUUAUGCUACAUUUUAGACUACCGAAUAGAUAUGUGGUGUGGCCGUAUAAUUAUACCAUCUUGCCUAAUAAUCUCAGCCGCCUCGUACACAAAGAUUUUCUGCGUUCUCAGUCAUCACUAG
Messenger RNA from Pocillopora meandrina, 342 nucleotides. The record is from the annotation of a GenBank genome assembly. NCBI's taxonomy places the organism in Eukaryota, Metazoa, Cnidaria, Anthozoa, Scleractinia, Pocilloporidae.